Lactuca virosa is the source of this 321-nucleotide messenger RNA. The record is from the annotation of a GenBank genome assembly. Lineage: Eukaryota; Viridiplantae; Streptophyta; Magnoliopsida; Asterales; Asteraceae.
AUGAUGCCAUUACUGACGCCCCUGAAGGGCUUCGUGGGGGUUUACCGAGUAUUCAUCAAAUCCGGGUUGCGUCUCCCUGCUUUUGAUUUCCUUGAAAGUGUUCUAGACUAUUAUGGUUUGCACAUCGCCCAAAUAACCCCUGAUGGUUUUCGAAAGAUUCUUUGCUUCACCCUGCUGUGCAUCGCUCUGGAUGUGUCAUCGACCAUCAAUCUGUUUUGUCACUUCUAUAUUCCUAUGUCCAAUGGAGAUUGGGUUUCCUUCUCUCUUCUUCAUGGUUUAGUGGAGAUUUGUGACGGUCUUUCAACCUCUAUCAAAUACUAG